AUGUAUUGUCACAAUAUAAAUCUCUCUGUUAAGCCUUCAUCCGACGACGACGAAGAGAAUACCAACAUGCGCCGGGUGUUUUAUUCAGAUACGGAGUGUGAAGUUCUUGCGCAAUGUUACAUCGAUAUUAGCAUCGAUUCAGUUGUUGGAAACGAGCAAAAGAUGGACAAAAUGUGGAAACGCAUUGCGAAAGCCUACAAUGAAAAUCGCCCUGCCAACACUCCACACAGUAAGUUUAAACAGCUGAAGGCUCAUUUCUACAAGAUGCAGAAACAGGUGAAAUGGUUUUCUGAAUGUUACAAUAGGAUUGCAAGCAUCUGGAAAAGCGGUGCAAAUGAUGCUGAUAUUAUGAAGAUGGCACAAACAGAAUACAAGCAGCAUCACGAAGUUCCCAAGUUUGCCGAGGUGCAAGGAAAUGUUCAAGCAUCCAAGAGAACCAAAAAUACAGAAGGAGACGCCUACACAUCAUCUUCUACAGCUGAAGAAACUCCCACGAGUAGCCCAAUGGGGCAUAAAGCGGCAAAGAGAAAGGAGAAGGGGAAGGGGAAGGGGAAAAAAGAUGACCUCAAUGCACUGCGUGAAGUUGCAAAAGAGCAUGAAACCAAUGCAGCAAAAUACAUACGUAUAAUGGAAGAAAAUACGCUUAUAAAAAAAUGA
Molecule: messenger RNA, 657 nt
Organism: Salvia miltiorrhiza (redroot sage)
Lineage: Eukaryota; Viridiplantae; Streptophyta; Magnoliopsida; Lamiales; Lamiaceae
Exons: 2
Coding region: 1-657 (218 amino acids)
Source: RefSeq, a predicted model, not a curated record